AUGGACUUCAGUCGACUCUCGGCUCAGCAACAGGCCGAUCUCAUGGCUCUCAUCCAAACUGCCUCGAAUACAGCCCCAAAUUCGUCGCUACCUGGCCCGAACCCCUCACAGGCCUAUGGCGAGACCCAGCCUGGAGUCUUGCAGCAGCACCCUGUGUCGGUCACUCCUAGCCAGAACACGACCUCUGCAGCCCCCUAUACUGUCGCAGGUCAGCCUUCGACACAGUCGGCUUGGUCCUCAUCGCCUACUCGGCCGAGUGUUCCCGGACAGCCUCACCGAGUUAGCCAAACAGCUGGGGCUUCUGAGCUGGUGCCUGAAGCAAGGCCAUCGUCGCACCCAUCCUUUCAGGGCCACAUCGUCUCGGCUGGCGAAGUAGCUGGAUCGCCCUCGCAUCCCAAUAUGCCCCCAUGGGCCAUAACCCUGGCAAUCCUGUCGCACAGAGGUCGACGACACCUUGGCAUGGCAUGCCUACCUCUGCCCACCUCCGAGUCUUGUGUCGUAUCACAGUGCUCGGACCAGCCCCCUCGGUGCCAUGGCCCUCCUGGUUCUUCGUCGCAGGUAGCAGGCCCAUCGUCGCUGUACAACACCACCGAAGUCACUCCGGGCCCCGGCCCAAGCCGUAGCCUGACACAGCCUAUCCUGGGAUUGAACAGGCUCCGUCCCCAGGCUUCCAGCCAGGUCAAUGUAGCUCGCCUGUCAUCGUCAGCUCGUAUGCCUCGCACGGCGGGCUCCAGCCUGUCAGCUCGGCCCCGCCGCACACGUGGCUCGGCACAGCAUCCACCGUCGCUCCCGCAUCUCCCCCAUAUCAUACGAUCCCCUAUACCACAUGCCGAAGACCAGGUCAAAGUGACCUGUCUGAUCUAUCCGCAGCCUGACCCUCCCUCAGCUCCACUUAUUGCCUAUAACUUCGGACGGGACAGCUUCGUCGAUCAUCUGCGAGGGCAUGGGCUCUGUCACGACUUUGACAUCCCGCUGUCAACACCGCUGCCCCGCCUGGCGAGAAUGGUCUUGCUUGAGAUGCGGGCCUCGUCUUUCCACUACGAGGUCCCCAUUGCCGAUCAUCUCGCCUUUGAGCAUGAGCGCCUCCCUCUCGGCAUUUUAAGCUUAAAAAACCGUGGCAUUCGUCGUGCGGAUGGCCAGGUCUAUCUCGAUCAUAAGCCCCUGUGGGCCGACAAAACAGUCGAGACGCUCCUCGCAGAUAAGCACCGCUUCGCUCACAGCGACCACGGCUUUUACAACGGCCGUUUUGUUCUGCGAUUUGCUGUACCCCCUCCGUCACCCAUGCUAGGAAGUCCUGAUCGCCCGAACAGCAACCCGGGCAGCCCAGCCUCCACGACCGACUCGGAUAUUGGAAUGACAGAUGCCACGACUGGGCCCAGAGCUGGUGCUCAGCUGAAUGGUCGUACAGUGCCAAGUCUUGCUCGCACAUCGUCUAUGCCAUCGGCUGUAGCUGCAUUCAUGCCCCGUGAUAUCUGGCAGUCGCCGUGGGAGCCAGAACUGCCGAGGGACACUGUCGGUGGCCAGCAAUACAGCGAGCUGAGUGGCUUCGCUGAAGCUGUCUAUGCUGCAGCCAGCCGCCACCCUGAGGCCCACGGGACUAGCAUGGAUGCGAUGGUCGAUGCCCUCCGGGAGUAUCUCAUUGAUGCUGCCCAUCUCGGCGAUUACACAGCCCUACUGUCGCCUGAUCGCGUGUUCCGAAGGCUGUCGCCAGCUGGAGCAGUAGUGUCAUUCGGUGCAGGUGUCGAGCGUGAGGUUUUGUGGACAGCACUCCAGAAAUACCAGGGAGAUCCCAGGUUCUGUCGGCCUGGCCUAGAUGGGACCUGGACGAUCGCUAACAGUCCCAUCACUCACUUUGCUGCUGAAGAAAACAGGCUCGCCCGCAAGAAGGAGCUCACGAUCUUCGGGGCCCUGACUGCCAUCAGGAAAACCCUAUUUCCGUAA
This is a messenger RNA of Fomitopsis serialis, 1941 nucleotides long. RefSeq lists its product as uncharacterized. Lineage: Eukaryota; Fungi; Basidiomycota; Agaricomycetes; Polyporales; Fomitopsidaceae. The transcript is spliced from 8 exons. The record is from RefSeq and is a predicted model, not a curated record. Bases 1 to 1941 code for a protein of 646 amino acids.